AUGUUCGGGGAUAGAUCGACAGCGCUUAAGAAGCUCUCGGCGAGGCAGCACGUGCUAUUGACACUGCACAAGAUGAAGAUGCGGCGUAUUUUUCUCAUUGUAAAUGCACUGCUACUGAUUUUCGUUUUCUACACGUCGUAUUGCUUUCCACAGAAAUUUGUGCGAGUCCAGGGCGAAUGUGACUCCAAUUGGUUACGUGUAGAUGCACCAGAUAACUCAGAGACCAUUUGCUGCAAGAACGAACCGGGAGGCUACGCAGACGCUCCUUGUUACAUUGGCAUGGACCUCAUGCCCGUGCUGGGGUCUCUUAAAGGAGCAUGGGUGAUCCCGCUGUCAGCAUUAGUGCUCAAUUAUGGGUCUAUGAUGCUUGGGCCGGACGUGACCAUGCGUCGCGUUCGAGUGUAUGUGCGUCGUGGUUUGCUGUAUGCUGCAGUGAUGACGUUACGGACAGUAGUGCUGUACAUGGGACUUGGUCAGGUGGAGAAGAAAUUAGGGUACCUUGUCUUAGGGAGCUCGGAUCAGUCGUGCUGGUACGCCGAUCGACGUCGUGGCAAGCGAUGUCCGAUUGGUUUUGACCACUCGGAUCAUAUCGUCCUUCUGGUGAGUCACUACAUGGCGAUCUUACUGUUCGAGUGGUUUGCACUGAACGUCGAGAGUGUUGGACCGAGUUUGAAAUGUACGAUGCUACGCUCAUGGAUCGUCAUCGUUGGGGGAAUGGCGACGUACUUGCUCUUCUUUACGGCAUCGUACUUUCACACAACCGCUGAGAACCUAAUGGGGCUAAUCAUCGCACAGGUAUGUGUCAUGUUGCCACUAAUGCUCGUGACUCAGGACUACUUUACCUCGUAUAAGUGGUUGCGUCUCCACAACUUUGUGCUUCAACCCGACGACAGCAAGACGGACAACUGA
Peronospora farinosa is the source of this 909-nucleotide messenger RNA. NCBI's taxonomy places the organism in Eukaryota, Oomycota, Peronosporomycetes, Peronosporales, Peronosporaceae. The record is from the annotation of a GenBank genome assembly.